Molecule: messenger RNA, 3516 nt
Organism: Cercospora beticola
Lineage: Eukaryota; Fungi; Ascomycota; Dothideomycetes; Mycosphaerellales; Mycosphaerellaceae
Biological process (GO): microtubule polymerization; establishment or maintenance of microtubule cytoskeleton polarity; mitotic spindle organization
Cellular component (GO): spindle pole; spindle pole body; microtubule plus-end
Molecular function (GO): microtubule plus end polymerase activity; microtubule plus-end binding
Source: RefSeq, a predicted model, not a curated record
GCUCCGAGAAAGUCAGAGCCCAACGGCACCUCCUCCUAUACCACGCGUUGUGCAUGACUCUGUCGCAAGGAGUUGCUCACGAUACCACAACACCGGAACGACCUCGGAAAGGACUCUACGACUCAGCGACAUCCCUCCCCUUGGUCAGGCAGCAAUUCGCACCACAGCCAAAAGACGAGUCACCCCCACAUGCACCGACAGCGAAUCCCACAACGCCGGCGCAUACUGAACACAACAUAAUAUAACCCACUUAACUUCAGCCCAGCAUGGGUGACCAGGAGGACUUCUCACAGCUGCCGCUGAUAGAGCAGUUCCAGCACAAGAACUGGAAGGCUCGAAAGGGCGGCUACGAAACUGCCACGAAGGAAUUCAAGACCGCGCAACCGACGGACGCCAUUGUCAAGGACUUCACAUUCGACAGCGGGAUAUGGAAGGGCGCAGUGGGUGACGCAAACGCUGCGGCACAGCAGGAGGCGUUGGUUGCAUACAAUGAGUUUCUGAAUGCAGCAGGCGCAGAUGGUGCGCGCAAGACGAGGAAUCAGACAGUCGCGCCUGCCGUGGAGAAGGGCCUUACAGGAAGACCGGCAGCGAAGGCGGCAGCGCUGGAGGCGAUCUUGCUAUUGAUCGAGCUGGACAAGCCUGAUCCGGUCGUGGAAGAGCUGCUGCCAUUUCUGUCACACAAAACGCCGAAGAUGAUUGUGGCAGCACUUUCCGCGCUCAAGGAGAUCUACCAUGCAUACGGUUGCAAAGUCGUCGAGCCAAAGCCUGUUCUCAAGCUGAUGCCUAAGAUGUACGGGCAUGCGAACAAGGAUGUGCGCGCUGAGGCCCAAGCUCUCACGGUCGAGUUGUACAGAUGGCUGCGCGAGGCCAUGAAGCCGCUCUUCUGGGGUGAGCUGAAAGAGGUGCAGCAAAAGGAUCUGGACAAGCUGUUCGAGCCAGUACAGGCAGAGCCGGCACCACAGCAAGAACGUCUCCUUCGAUCACAGCAGGCUGCGAAAGAGCGACAAGCAGAGGCGGCGGCAGCUGCAGGUGGCGAAGAAGAUGAAGGCGAGGACGAGGGCGCAAUCGAUCUGGAGCCCGAGUACGAGGCUGUGGACGUUUUGAAGAAGAUUCCAGGAGAUUUCAACGACCGGAUAGGCAGUACGAAGUGGAAGGACCGCAAAGAGGUCAUGGACGAAGUAUUUGCAGUGGUGAACGUUCCAGCAAUCCAGGAAGGCUCUUUCGACGAUCUCAUCCGAGGGUGCGCGAAAAGUAUGAAGGAUGCCAACAUUGCAGUGGUCACAGUCGCUGCAAACGUGGUCGAGGCGCUCGCCAAGGGUCUAAAGAAGUCAUUUGGCAAGUACCGAAGUCAAAUACUUGCAUCGAUGCUCGAGCGUUUAAAGGAGAAGAAGCCGACAGUCACCGACGCGAUCGGGGCAGCCUGCGACGCCGUGUUUGCGGCCACCAGCCUUGGUGAUGUCCAAAGUGACAUUCUGGAAGCACUGAAGAACAAGAACCCGCAAAUUAAGGAGAACACCGCCAAAUUUCUCGCACGCGCGCUGAAAACGACUCGGGAUGCACCAACUCCAGAGCAGACGAAAGAAGUUGCGGAAGGAUGCAAGAAGCUUUUGACGGAAAGUGCGGCACCGCUGCGAGAUGCUGGCGCUGAAGUACUUGGAAUUCUCUGGAAGAUCAUGGGCGAUCGAAACAUGCUCGCACAUCUCGAGGGGUUGGAUGAUAUCCGCAAGACGAAAAUUACGGAAAUGCGCGAUGCUGCAGAAGUUCGAGCAAAAUGGAAGCCGAAGGCCGCGCCAGCACCCAAAGCAGCAGCAGCAGCCCCGGCAGGCAAGAAGCCAGCGCUUGGGACAAGAAGACCAGCAGCAGGUGGUGUUAAGAAGUCAGCGCCUCCGAAGGCGGUUAGUCCACCUCUUACCGAAGACGCACCUUUGCAACCGCGCCCCACGACACGACCUGGCGUCAAGCCGCCGGGUGGACUCAGACCUCCAGGAGGGCUCAAGCCACCGAGCUCCGGGUAUGGCAAAGCACCUGCUGCUGGUGCAGCCUCACCGAAGCGCCAGGGCGUUAUAUUGGACGAGCCUCCACAGGUGCCUACAACUCCCCGCGCUGGUGCUGGUCGUGGUCUUGCAGGUAGAUCACUAGCCAAGCCGGCUGCUGCGCCAGCCUCACCGCCAGCACAACGACAACCAGAAUCAACAUCGUCAGCACUGAGCCAGAUCGAGCGGCAAGAGUUGACAGAUCUCCGGGCAGAAAUCGACCUUGUGCGAGAACAGGCAUCCACCCUACGCAACGAGAAACUAAGGCUUUCUUCACAAGUAUCGGAGCUCCAGGUCCAGAAUGCACAGCUUAUUGAAGAUCACACGCGAGAUGUAUUGCAAAUUAAAGCUAAGGAGACGCAAUUGGUACGAGCUCGGUCAGACGCCGAAUCUGCAGAGGACCGUGCCAACAGUCUUUCGCGCGAGAUCGACAGGCUGAAGCGCGAAAUUGCCAGACUGGGCCGAUCGCCUGCUGGUCGUGACAGUCCUGUCGAUGGCUAUGGCAGUGGCCCAGCUUCACCGCCACCACAGCCACGGCCCAGCUACGGCACGCAGAGAACUUAUGGUGUUCCAAGCUCGCGCGCGUAUGGUAAUCUCGACGCUGCUAAUGGGUACUCGAACGGUGAAGGUAAGGAGAACCGUCCGAGGACUUUGUCAGACGAUAAGCUAAGAGGUGGUGCUGGUGCAGGUAUCGAACGACCAAGCUCGAGAGCCCUGUCAGGAGGAUCAAGUGGCCGAGCCACACCGAAUGGCGAUGGUGCUAGCAGUCUGAGGGGCAGUCAAGGUGGUGGUGACGGCGUGGAGAGCUGGCGGAGAGCUGCUGAAGUAACCCAAAAUCUCAAGGCGCGGAUCGAGAUGAUGAAGGCUCGCCAAAAUAUCGGACGUGGACAAUAGAAUGGCCACAACGAUGCUGUCGACCAGGGCACUCACUACUCUGCGCUACCUCGCAGCCGCGUUGCCUCGUCUCAGGGAGCGCCAGCGAUGCACACACGCACGACAUCUGCUUUUCAGCCCGAAAGCGAAGCGGACAUUCAGCACACAGGCAACUCACCUGGACCUGAAAGCACAAGCCACGACGGCCACCCCGAUCUUCAGCAUUCUUCAUAAUCACCCCUUUCGUACUUCUUCUCACAUAUUUCGACUUAAUCCUGCGACGACCGGAGACGACUAGCAUGCGAGUGGUGGGAUUAGCAUUGGAGGAUCAGAACACAUGGCGUACACGGAGCGUUGCAUGCGAGCGAAGGUCUUUCUUGGGAUUUUUGGUUUUACCGUUUGAAUGCUGCGGCAGUGAAGAAAGGAAUGGAAGCGAGUGACUUCGUUCAAGUGGACGAUGUUUUGUUUUGCUUUAUGCAUGAUACCAGCUUUUUUCUUCUGUUCUUCUUUCACCGUAGGGAGGGGAAGCUGGUGGGGAAAGGGGGUAUCGGAGAGCGGAGCGGUAGUGAGAGUGCAGACAGAGUAUAUACUGUUUGGCAUGAAGUUGGAG